Molecule: messenger RNA, 775 nt
Organism: Solanum lycopersicum (tomato)
Lineage: Eukaryota; Viridiplantae; Streptophyta; Magnoliopsida; Solanales; Solanaceae
Product: universal stress protein PHOS32-like
Source: RefSeq, a predicted model, not a curated record
AUCUUUUAUACCUUUUCCCCCUUUUUUUGUGCCUUUUUUUUGCUUUCAUUUUGCACACGCAAGAACAAAGUAUUUAAUUUGCAUCUCCUUUUUAUAACAACAUCAACAAGAAAAAUCAUCACUAAACAAAAAAUAAAAAAUAAAAAAAUGGUGAAAGAUAGAACAAUUGGUGUUGCAAUGGAUUUUUCAAAGAGUAGCAAAACAGCUUUGAAAUGGGCAAUUGAUAACUUGGCUGAUAAAGAUGAUAUUUUUUACAUCAUUCACAUCAAGAAUCAUUCUUCUGAUGAGUCACGUAAUAAGUUAUGGGCUAAAUCUGGUUCGCCUUUGAUUCCGUUGGCGGAGUUUAGAGAGCCAGAAGUAUUAGAGAAAUAUGGUGUGGAGAUUGAUAUUGAACUUCUUGAUAUGCUUGAUACUGCUUCUAGGCAGAAAGAGAUAAAAUUUGUGACCAAACUAUAUUGGGGAGAUGCAAGGGAGAGAUUGUGUGAAGCUGUUGAAGAUUUGAAAUUGAAUUCUUUGGUUAUGGGUAGUAGAGGCCUUACUACCCUCCAAAGGAUAUUUAUGGGAAGUGUGACCAACUAUGUCAUGUCUCAUGCAACCUGUCCUGUCACGGUGGUCAAGGAUCCUGAUUUUCACAAGCACUGAUUAAGAAUUCUAAAUUAAAUAAAAAUUUGUAAACUGUUUUUAUUUUUCUAUUGUUUCUGAUUUCAAUAACUAGUGAAAAAUUGACGAUUUGAUCUUAUUUGUUUGAUCUAUCUUAUCUUACACUUUUUUCGUA